Molecule: messenger RNA, 2069 nt
Organism: Pseudonaja textilis
Lineage: Eukaryota; Metazoa; Chordata; Lepidosauria; Squamata; Elapidae
Gene: OTOP2
Product: otopetrin 2
Biological process (GO): proton transmembrane transport
Cellular component (GO): membrane
Molecular function (GO): proton channel activity
Source: RefSeq, a predicted model, not a curated record
CUUUAUGCUGGCAGCUCUAUAUUAGUGUCGGUUAAACCAUGACCAACGUGUCUGUGAGGAAAGACAGUGGUAUCAAACGUGAAGAUUCCAUCAUGGGCUCCGGCCAGAAAGAUGACAAAAGCAGCUUUAGUUCUGAUCAUUUACCACCUGUUGGCCAACAUAUACAUAGGUUCUCCUCUAUCUCUUUGCCGCACAGCCCCAAAGAAGUUUGGAAAAAAGGCGGGCGUGUUUUCUCUGUCCUGCUAGCCAUCAACCUGAUCCUACUAGCAUGCACUCUUGUCAGUGGUGGGGCAUUCAAAAACGUCAAACUGCAUGAUUAUGAUGCCUUUUUCAUGCUCACCGUUGUGAUGUUGAUUGCCAUCAUUUGGAUGUUGUUCUAUAUCUUCAGUACCUCCAAGCGCCAGGCUGCCAUCCCUUACAAAGACAAUCAUGCAGGACCUAUCUGGCUAAGAGGUGGCUUAGUCUUAUUUGGAAUCCUCACACUGGUCAUGGAUAUAUUCAAGACAGGCUACUUCAGUUACUACGAGUGCUUAUCAGUCAUCAAAAUCAUGUAUCCAAUUGUACAGGCUGUGUUUGUAAUUGUCCAAACUUAUUUUCUGUGGGUCUCUGCCAAAGACUGUGUUCAUGUACAUUUGGAUCUUACCAGAUGUGGACUGAUGCUCAUCUUAACCACCAAUCUAGCAGUGUGGAUGUCAGCUGUAACAGAUGAAUCAGUGCAUAAGGCUGAAUCAAAAAAACCAGAUGUAAAUAUGUCACACAGGAUGGCUGAACUAAAAGAAGACACCUCUGACAACUGUGGCUGCAAAAGUAAUGUCUGCCAAAUCUUCAAAAAUGGUUAUUUUUGGCUGUAUCCUUUCAAUAUCGAGUACAGCCUUUUUGCUUCUGCCAUGAUCUAUGUAAUGUGGAAGAACGUUGGCCGCAUCAUGGACCACCAUUCCCACCAUAUCCAUCACCUCAAGUUUAAGCUUUUCAAGAGGACUUACUUUUUAGGUUUCAUAAUGGGACUCUUGAUCAUGGCGUCUGGCAUAGCAAUCCUGAUCGUGUAUGAAAUCCAGAUCAAUUCGAAAAACAAGGCUAAAGUGAAGAAUCAGGUGCUCACCAUGUACUACACUUUCAAUAUUGUCUGCCUGAGCCUGAUGUCCCUCAUCUCUGUGGGUGGCUCCAUUGUUUACAGAUUUGACAAGAGAGACAUGGACCGUGAGAAGAAUCCAACUAGAACGCUUGACGUGGCCUUAUUAAUGGGUGCAGCCUUAGGGCAAUAUGCCAUUUCCUAUUAUUCUAUUGUGGCCACUGUGGCCAGUUCACCAAGGGAUACUAUCAAUGCCCUCAACUUGACCUAUUCCUUGCUGAUGAUUGCCCAACACACUUUCCAGAACAUUUUCAUAAUUGAAGGCCUCCAUCGACAGCCCUUAAAAAGGGAAAGCAAAGUGGACCAUCAGGAGAAGGACAUUUAUGGCCUCACUUUUGUCAACUUGAAUGCUGUAUCGCUUCGCGUCCCUGAAAAUGGAAACGCUUUAUCACCAGUAUCUCCAGGACUAGCUAUCCAGGCUCCUCAUGAAGUAACACGGUCCAUCAGUAUCUCCAAGAAAGUGAGCUGGCGGAGGAGAUUCUUAAAAGAAAGCUCAUUAUUCCUGCUCCUGUGUAAUGUAAUUCUCUGGAUUAUGCCUGCAUUUGGAGCCCGGCCGCAAUUUGAUAAUACCACAGAGCUUGAAUUCUAUGGUUACCCCAUGUGGGCUGCUAUUGUGGACAUCUGUCUACCCUUCGGCAUCUUCUACCGGAUGCAUGCUGUUGCUAGCUUAAUGGAGGUCUACGUCAUGUCCUAAUGGACAAAUGAAGAACUUUUUAGAAGAGCCCACAUUUUUCAUACCACCCUGGACUUGAAAGCCUAAAGAGCUGCACUGAGGGGGUUGAGUUCCUUUGGGCCCCAGGCCCAGUGAUUUGAUGGGCAUUAUCAAGAGAAGUGAAUAGCUGAAACCAAAAUCCCCUUUUUCCUAUUUAAAUGACUCCUUUUCUCGAUAAUCAUCUUCAGUUAUUUUUUUUUCUACCAGAUAUGCAGACAUCAAGGACCC